AAGUGGGCCCCCCCCGAUAGUGGUAGUCAAGAGAAGGAGUACUGGUUGUUAGGCCGAGGCACGAUCAUCAUUGUCGUCAGACAGUCUGGAUGACGAUGUGCGAAGACCAACAUUGAGGGGGACGUGGUAUAAAGUCAUUGUUGAGAGGCCGAUUGCAAAUUGCCCCGGGGUGAUUGUCCCCUCGAUCAAUCCUCAAUACAUCGAGUGGUGGGAAAAUGAUGGAUCAUGUGAUGAAAUAGCAAAAAAAAAAAAUAAGAACACAAGGAUAUUCCCAUUCACUUCAACCCCCUCAAAGUUCGAGAGAUGUUUCUUGCCAGUGUAUUUCAAAGAGAAAAACGCCAAUUCAGACGCUCACGAGCCAGAUCGAACAGGGUAAACUCAAAAGUCAAUUAUAUAUAGAAGACAACUACAGCUCUUGCAUCGGGUAUAAAUCUUCCAAGAUAACGAAACCGUAAAGACGACAAAGACGGGGUAAGGGAAUUUUAGCGGAGUGGUUUUGUGAUCGUUUUGUUCAGUGUAUCAUUGAGUGAGUGACAGGAUAUGUCGCGUGAAGAUACUGAAGACACUGGUAAAUGUGAGUACACUAUGGAAAUGCAAAUAGUGGAAACUAAAGAGCCGAAGGAAGCCAAUUACAAAGAAAAGAAUGGAGUUUUGGAGCCGAUACUCAAGCCGGCAAGACUCAAGGAGGGCCAAAAAAUUUUCCAAUGUCUAUCGACAUUGAUAGUUGGAUUGAUGGCAAUGCAGAGCGGAAUGACAUUGAGCUGGACAUCGCCUACGAUACCUCACUUGGAGCUGAAUACAUCGUUUCUCGGUGGCCUUGAUGGCACACAAGUGUCCUGGGUCAGUUCGCUGAUGCCUCUGGGUGCCGUUGUGGGUGCACUACCAGCGGGAAUGAUAGCCGACAGCAUCGGAAGAAAAUCAGCAUUAAUGAUAACAACAAUUCCACUACUGCUGUCCUGGCUAAUGAUCAUAUUUCUACGUAGUUUAAACAGCUUGUAUGCGGCCAGAUUUAUGGGAGGCAUUGGAUCUGGUGCAGUGUGUGUUCUAGUACCACUUUACAUCGGCGAGGUGGCUGAACCCUCGAUUCGUGGUGCCCUAGGAUCAUGCUUCGCACUGUUAUUCUCCUCCGGUGUUGUUUUUAUCUACAUCGUUGGUGCCUACACCAGCUACAUUAUCCUCAAUAUCGCUUGCUGCGGUAUGCUUGUACCCUUUCUACUCUCUUUUUACUUUCUCCCUGAGUCACCCAUAUGGCUUGUCCAAAAUAAUCGCAUCAAAGAGGCAGAAAAAUCACUCGGCAUUUUGAGGGGUAGAUUUUACGAGCCCAAAUUGGAGAUAACUGUACUCCAGGAGGAGGCUGAUCGGGUCAUGAGGAGUCGUGGUGGGUUUAGGGACUUAAUUGGUACACGUGCUGGAAGAAAGGCCAUUGGCACAUGUCUCGGGCUCAUGUGGUUUCAACAGAUGUGUGGAAUUGAUGCUGUUCUAUUCUACACUGUUAAAAUCUUCCAGGAAGCCGAGAGCUCCAUUGAUCCGUUUUUAGCUACCAUCAUUAUAGGACUUAUUGAAGUGGUUAUGGCAGCAGUUGUCGCUGUUACUAUUGACAAAUUUGGGAGGAAACCACUGCUGGUGUUGUCUGGCACUGCUAUGACACUUUGCCUUGGUGUACUUGGGUAUUAUUUCAAGCUGCAGACUGAUGGCUUUGAUGUCAGGUCCAUUGCUUGGCUGCCACUUACAAGUCUUGCUCUGUUUAAUGUUGUUUUUAGUCUUGGUUUUGGAUCGGUACCAUUCGCUGUCAUCAGUGAAUUGUUCCCUCCUGAGACCAAGGGGGUCGCUAUCAGUAUGUCAAUUAUUGUCAAUUGGACACUUGUAUUUGUCGUCACGAAAUUCUACCCACCGAUGAUCUAUCUCAUUGGACAAGCCAAGACCUUCUGGCUUUUUGCGUCCAUGGCCUGUGCAUCAGCUGUGUUUUCGUUUGUAUUUGUUCCCGAGACUAAGGGAAAGACACUGCGGGAAAUUCAGACGAAAUUGUCCAUCAAGAGGACUUCGAUUAAAAAAGUUUCUGCCGUGGAAACUACUUGAUGAUCGCGGGGGGCUAUUGUGAUUUUACAGACUGAUCCGUUAGACGAUUUUUUCACGGAAUUUAUCGUAAAGAGUUUCUAUCAAUCUGAGAUAUUUAUCCACCGGAUUUAUGUGUAAUUAGAUCUAAUGUAGAUUUAGAGUCUUUAAUGUCAAUGUUUGCAGUGCCAUAUCAAUGUUCAAAUAAUAAUAAAUGAAGGAAUAUUUUCAAUGA
Molecule: messenger RNA, 2287 nt
Organism: Diachasma alloeum
Lineage: Eukaryota; Metazoa; Arthropoda; Insecta; Hymenoptera; Braconidae
Product: facilitated trehalose transporter Tret1
Exons: 2
Coding region: 541-2076 (511 amino acids)
Biological process (GO): transmembrane transport; carbohydrate transport
Cellular component (GO): membrane
Molecular function (GO): sugar transmembrane transporter activity
Source: RefSeq, a predicted model, not a curated record